Molecule: messenger RNA, 3532 nt
Organism: Meloidogyne enterolobii
Lineage: Eukaryota; Metazoa; Nematoda; Chromadorea; Rhabditida; Meloidogynidae
Source: the annotation of a GenBank genome assembly
AUGGGAGUUCCAGCAUUCUUUCGAUGGCUUUCCCGCAAAUAUGUCUCAAUUAUUGUCGAUGCUGUAGAGGAACGACGUAAAGAAGUUGAAGGAAUAAAAAUUCCAGUUGAUUGUACUCAGCCGAAUCUAAAUUAUCAGGAAUUUGAUAUUCUGUAUCUCGAUAUGAACGGUAUCAUUCACCCCUGUACUCAUCCAGAAGAUCGCCCAGCGCCAAAAACUGAAGAGGAGAUGUUCAUUUUAAUUUUUGAAUAUGUUGAUCGUCUCUUUUCGAUUGUCCGUCCACGGAGGCUUCUAUACAUGGCUAUUGAUGGAGUUGCUCCUCGUGCUAAGAUGAACCAACAACGUAGUCGUCGUUUUCGUGCGGCAAAAGAGGCGGCGGAAAAACGUGAGCAGAUUGCUAGCAUUCGCAAGAGAUUAGAGAAUGAGGGUAUUCCUCUCCCACCACCACGUAAAGAAGAGGAACACUUCGAUUCUAAUUGCAUUACACCCGGGACACCGUUUAUGGCUCGUUUAUCAACAGCUUUGCGUUACUAUAUUCAUAAACGGAUUACUUAUGACCCUGCUUGGAUGAAAAUACAGGUUAUCCUUUCUGACGCCAAUGCUCCAGGUGAAGGAGAGCAUAAAAUAAUGGACUACAUUCGGCGCCAACGAGCAUCUCCUUCACAUGACCCCAACACUGUCCAUUGUUUAUGUGGCGCAGAUGCAGACUUGAUCAUGCUUGGGUUAGCUACGCACGAAGCAAACUUUAAUAUUAUUCGAGAAGAAUUCGUUCCAAAUCAGCCAAAAGCAUGUGAACUCUGUGGACAGUAUGGGCACGAAUUAGAACAUUGUCAAGGUUUAGCUAGAGCAGAAGCUGGACCCGACCAAGCUGAUCCUUUGAAGAAAGAGAAGAAUUUUAUCUUUAUUCGCCUCCCGGUUCUUCGUGAAUAUUUGGAACGUGAAUUAUUUAUGCCGAAUUUGCCUUUUGCUUAUGAUUUGGAACGAGCUAUUGAUGAUUGGGUAAUGAUGUGUUUCUUUGUUGGCAACGAUUUUCUUCCCCAUUUACCUUCUCUCGAAAUUCGUGAAAAUGCUAUUGAUCGUCUAGUCAAACUUUACAAGAAUAUGGUCUAUCAAACGGGUGGUUGGUUGACAAACGAUGGAGUUGUUAAUAUUGAUCGUGUGAAGAUGAUUAUGCAUGAAUUGGGGAAGGUCGAAGAUCAGAUAUUCAGAGAGAGACAGCUUCGCGAGCUAAAAUUUAAAGAAAGCCAGAAGCAAAGGAAGAGGAGAGCUAAAGAAGCAGCAGAGAUGCUAAUGCCUUAUAAUGCUUCAUUAAUUGCUCCACAGCCUAUUUCUUCACAAAAUUUGAACAAAAGUGGCGAGGAAAUAAGAAAAAUGGCAUCAGAUGAUAGAAAACAGAUGCAGCUAGCUGCUGAACAAGCUCAAAAAUUGAAGUCAUUGUUGACUCCUGUCGCCGUUUCUGAACAAAAAACGAUUGGAACUAAGCGAAAAAUGGAACAAACAUUAAAUGAUUCGCCAAGUGGAUCGCCUCCUAUAAAGUCGUUUAAGGAUGGUCGAGUUAUUGAAGAUAAAAGUACACCAGAUGGUCCAAAACCAACAAUUGUUUUUACAACACCUUCUGGAGGUAAAGCUCCUUUGGCUAAAGGUGCUGUUGGUGCACUUAUGAACGAUGAUUCGGAUGAGGAAGAGGCAACAGAUGAAAUUAGACUUUGGGAAGAAGGAUGGAAAGAAAGAUAUUAUCGAGCAAAAUUUAAUGUUGAUGAGAAUGAUACAGAAUUGAGGAAGAAUGUUGUAUGCGCUUACAUUGAAGGACUCUCUUGGGUGUUACUCUACUAUUAUCAGGGUUGUGCAAGUUGGACAUGGUACUUUCCCUAUCACUAUGCACCAUUUGCUUCCGAUUUUCAUUUGGCUGGAGAUUAUAAACCCAGCUUUAAUAAACCAACUAGACCAUUCAAACCUUUGGAACAGCUAAUGGGCGUCUUUCCCGCCGCUAGCAGAGCACAUAUCCCAGAAGGAUGGCAUUGGUUAAUGACAGAUGAGAAAUCACCAAUUAUUGAUUUUUAUCCGAACGACUUUGAAAUUGAUCUGAAUGGAAAGAAAUAUGCAUGGCAAGGAGUUGCUUUAUUGCCUUUUGUUGAUGAAAAGCGUCUUUUAGAUGCUCUUACUUUGGUCUAUGAUACAUUAGACGAUGAAGAAAGGGCUAGAAAUGAUACGGGUCCUGACAGGCUUUUUGUUGGAAAACAACAUGGACUUUUUGAAUUAAUGCAAUCUGUGCAUCAGUUAACAAAGGAGAAUAAUGAAAAUUCUAUUGUAACUAGCAGUGUAGAACGUUCAGCAACUUCUACAGGUACUAAUAAUCGUUCUGUUGAAAGUGAGCGAAGUCAAUCAAAUGGAGAGAAUACUAAUGAAAGAAGUCAAUCAACAGAAGAAUCAAACGAAAGAAGCCAGACAAGUGAAGAGAAUUUUAACGAGAGAACUGGGGAAGAACAACUGAGGGAAGAACAAAGUAAAACUACUUCAAAUGAAACAAAUACUGACGAGAAUAAUGACAAUGUUGUGGCCAAAGUUGAAAAACAAUGGGUAAUUAUUGAUGCAAGUAAAGCUUACGGAAUGGCUGGUGAAAUUUCUCCUGAUGAAAAUGCUAUUGAUUAUGGCGUUGAUUAUGUUUCAAUGUUUAGAGGUUCUAUUGAAUUUGGCGAUAUAAAGAAAAAUAGUUGUAUUAUGGCACAAUUUCGCGAUCCUCAAUUUCCGCCACAUUUUCAAUUCAAAGCUUGUCGUCUCGAGGGAAUUAAAGAACUGCCUCGUGCAUUGAAACCUAAGGAUUACGAUGAUCGACGUCAAGGAUCUUAUCGUCCUCAAAUUGGAUUCAGUCGAGAUAUUCCAAGAGCUUCGCUUUCUGCAGGUGGUCACCGAACUCUUGAUCAUCAUAUUACUCAACAAAAUCGAAGAAGUGGACCAGCUUCUCUUAUGGCUUAUCAAGCACAACAACCACAACAACAAAUGCAGUCAUCGCCUCAACAACAUCUUCCUUGGCAUAGUGGUGCAGCACAGCAACAAUAUCAACAGUUGAUGCCUUCUGAUAACUUUCAGCAUCCAAUGCCCUUAAAUUUUAUGCAAAUGGCAAUGCCUCCUCCUCCACUUCCUCCACAACAUUGGGUUGAUUCAAUGCAACAACAGCAACAACAAAUGCAACAACCAUAUAUGGGACAAUGGGGACAACCACCUUCUUUAUUACAAAAUCAAAAUUACGGAAAUAACAAUAAUUCUGACACAUGGCGACGUCGAAGUGAUGACGGGGGCGGGGGAUCAUCUCGACCAAAUCAACAACAUUUGCCAUAUCAUAACCAAUAUGGUCGACAUAGUGGUGGUGGUGGUGGUGGACGUAACUACAAUAAUGAUGACAAUCGUGAUUCUUCACAAAGAGAGUAUAGAUCAUCAAACUAUAGACGUCAAUAAAAAUUGGAGAUCUUCUUAAAAUAUAUUGGAGUGUUUUUAUAAUUACUUUUCUUUUAAUAAGUUGUUCUAUUUUUCUUAU